This is a messenger RNA of Durusdinium trenchii, 783 nucleotides long. Lineage: Eukaryota; Dinophyceae; Suessiales; Symbiodiniaceae. The record is from the annotation of a GenBank genome assembly.
AUGGCAAUCAACACGCGAGUGGUCAGUGAAGCUAUGUAUGGCUGGUACCUGCUUAGCCGUCGAGGGGCAGAAGCAGGGGUCAUGGCAAAGGCGGCGCCGGUGUCCACGUUCUACGAUGUGAAGCAGCCUCCAGAGGAAGGAAAGAAGGUGCGCCGCGAGUCUGAUGCCAUCAGUACUGAUUGUGGGUCCGAGGUCUCUGAAGAGCAGUGGCGCCCGGAGGACUUUGGACCACCACCAGGCUUGGAGAACGCUCUUGAUGAUGCAGCACCGUGCUUGGGGAACACUCUGGAGGAGUUAAUUUGGCGAGGUACCAAGAAGGAUUCGAGCGAGAUUUGGUGGGAUUGGACCGAGCCUUUGCUUGGUGUGAGCCCCAUGGGCACAAUGCAGUGGACUCCGAGCAUAUCUUUACCUUUGAGUAGUCACCUCAUGGGUUUGCUCUCCUCGCGUCGUGGCAAGCAACGUUUGCGCGCAGUCGAACAGCAGAGUGGAGCUCAACUUUUGCUGGACGAGCAUUGGCAAGCCAUUCACAUCUCUGGAUGGCCCAAAUCAAUUGGUAAAGCGCAAGAGCUGCUGGACGUGAUGGAAGGCUUUGUGGUAGAGGUGUCCCACGCAAUGUGGGCGGAGCUCAUGCGUUGCCGUUCAGAGGAGACUGCAACAGAUGACUUGCCCUUGACUUUGAGUAAGCUGCAAGAGCUCUUGGGCUACCGUGUGCAUGUCGAGCGUGAUGCACUGGCAACUCGGAGAGGGGAGGACGGACUCAGCUGGGGGCUCACAGAAGCCUAG